CUUCAAGUGAACGAAAACGAGCAACAAAUGCCCAGUCGACAGGAAAACAUUUUUUCAAAUUUAAUUGAAUUUUCGCCACAAUUCAGUGCCAAAAGUGUUGUUAAUCUGUUUGUAGUGGUUCCGUGUACCAUAUUUACUUAAAGUUUGCUACUUACCACAGAAUGCAUGCGGUGGAAAAGCUUUUUUCCAUCCAGCUACCGACAGUCAGUGAAGAAAAUUGGAUGUUUCAAGCACAAGAACCCCAAGAAGAAGAAAAAUUCCAGCAGAAGCAAGUCGACGCGAAUGGAAAGUAUCAGAGACGGUGGUAGAUGUGCGUAGCGGACGAAAGAAAGAAAUAUCGUAAACAACAAAGGGUUCCGUCAAAGGUCCCGAUCGAGGCGAGCAGGAGGAUCGAUUAGGAAAAAGAAGAAACACGGUAUUCAACGCCACCAUACGGAAGUCAUGAUCAGAUGAAUGAAUUGAGCUGUGGCUUUUAACUAGAGUAAAGUAAAUUCAAUUUGAUCAUCUCGGUGACUAUGAUUUCAAAUCGACGAGAGCAGUAUUAUUGCGGACUGCUGACGAUAGCAGCGGCAUUUUUUAUUAGUAGCUGUCGGCAAGCUUUUGCCUCCAAUCAUAUCUUUGUAAAUAACAUAGUUCCUUUGAUAAGUAAUGUAAGUGGUAGUGCGAUAAGUUUUGAUAAUAGCAGCAGCAAAGUGCCUUUGUCGUUAUCGACGCAAAGUCUGUCCGGUUCAGCUUUUUCGAUGGCGCCUCAGAUGCAACCGCAGUUUGCGGGUAGUGACAAGGAUUACAGUGUACAGGAGCUGGCCAAGCUUCUGGAAGCAAAAUUGAAGCGUAUGCGAAAUCAGGAGCUAGACGUUCCUGCUGUACAGGAAUUGUAUGACACAAUGGAAUUCACCUCGGUUAUUCGCAAUGACAUCGAUGAGCUGGAGAAGAUUGCUAAAAAGUUAACCGUGAAGUUUGAGCGAUCGGCAGCCGUAAUUGAUCGAUUGCGAGCAUACAUUCACGACUCUAUUAGCCGUCAGAGUGCCAAGUACAAUACCCUCAUUAGUCCUUGUCCGUAUAGUGAACUAAUGAACCCAUGGGAUGACGAACCGCAAUUUGAUCUACAAAAUUUCAUCCAGAACACUAAGUUAAUGAAUUCUUCAACAACUUUGAAGCAGUUUACGGGAGAAUCUGGUUUUCUGGAUUUUUCCGCCUUUCCCACAAGUCCAGACGAUCGUCCACGAAUUCGUAUAAGUGAUCAAACAGUGGAUGAUAAUAAUCAGCACUUGCAAAAACGAUUUCAAGAUCAAAUAUCUAAUCUGAAUAGCAAUUUUUACAGUUUGAAACAACUGUUUUACUUAUCUACGUUUGAUCAAGCCAGCGCGUUCAAAUGUCACUACUAUCCACGGGAUGGCCGUCUAAAAUCACUGUACUUAUCCUCUGUGAGGAACAAGCAUUUUAUGAUCUUGUUGGAUACUGGAAAUUCGGUCAGCUUCGAUCAGCUGGAGGUAGCAAAAGCUAUAAUAAAGUUCAUGAUCUAUCUGCUAAAUGAAAACGAUAGAAUUGCCAUUGUAGCGAUAAGUCCAAAGCUAACGACAACUGACAGCUUUCUAGAUUGUGCCAGUGGUCCUUUCGUGAAUGUCACCAUGGACAACAGAGAUCGGUUAGUGGAUUUCGUGGAUUCACUUAACAAAACGGCAUCGUCCGCGGUUCACGUGACAGCCUUCCGUUACGCAUUUAAAUCAAUCGCCGAGGCCUACCGAGAGAUUAGUACAGAAAUUCCAGUAGUGUUUUUGUACCUGGGAAGAGCUCAACUAUCGCCCAUCACAGCUGCUGCACGUUCAGUAAUUCGAACAAUAGCCGAAGGCCAGUCCAGACUACCGUUUCCUGUGAUUAUCAAUACCUGCUUGAUUCUACUGGAUGAAAGAGAGAUCACUUACGAAAAGCAGUUCAUUACAGACGUUACCACACAAAACUAUGCCAAAUACAAUCUCAGUGGUAUCUUUUUCAAACCACGGCCCGGCAAAAUGGUCAUGAUUUCCAAACAUAGCUUUGAUGCACAGCGUUUUGUGAUUGCGCUAAUGGAUCCUUUUCUGAAUGAUUUAGCAUUUACGGAUGAUCGAAUUCGAGUUCAUCUGCCAUACCACGAAGGACAAACGCAUGACACAGUAGUUACGAUGUCGGUGCCCGUUGGAACUCAUGGUCUCAUGGGAAUCGAUCUGUUCCUAAGCGACUUGGCGGAAGACGUUUCAUACUACAAACGGGAUGAUGGAAGUUAUGCUUUUUUGAUCGAUUUACGCGGCAAUGCCAUAAUGCAUCCUUCAUUCCCAAGGCCGCUGGCGGCCAGAGAAAGUUUCUUUAUCACAAACAUAUUGAGACUGGAACGUGCACUAUCUGAAAAGGAUGUUCGAAAAAUUCUUUCAGAAGAUAAAGGCAAUCUGACGAUCAAUAGAGUAACUUCCGAAAAAAGUAAGAUUUAUUUCUGGAAACGAGCUCGUUUCUACAUCGCUUGUAUUGUGCGGGUAUUACAUAAUGACCGGAAUCCGAGCAUCCUGUUCAACGGUGCCAACUCACGAAACGGUCAAACACAACAACUUCAGUAUUACCAUUCUCAAGCAAACAUGGACUACAGUUUCAUCAGCAGCAACGGUGUCAGCAGCCGGAAUUUGCUAUCCGAUUUAAUCUACCAUCGAAUCGACAUCUACCCAGUACAUCUUCAAAGACCCAUUACCACAAACUCCGUUACAAAUUCUGUACAAAGCGAACAAGGAUCUACCACCAGUGAUUCACCACGGGUCUGCCGACUUAUGAAACAAUUUGCUCUGGCGGAUGAUCCCACCCUGUACCUUAGUUCAUCCUCAUUCCAAUCUCCGUAUGCCCAUAUUCGGAACAAUCGCGAGGGAGCUAACGAGGAUGAUACUUUGCGAACAAUUCAAAAUAUCAUGGCCUAUCUGAAAGAUACCACGUCACUUUUUGCCAAUCCUGGUUUGCUCCCAGAAGUCCGCAGCGAUGUGCUCGCACUGCUCAAAGUAAUAUCGAAUUAUCAACGCAAACACAGUGAAAGUAAACUUAGCAAAUAUAUCAUUCGUCGCUAUGCCGCAACAGCAAAUGGUGUUCUUCAGGUAUAUCCUGGCGGUUUGCUCGAUACCGACAUCGAACCAUCCAAACGACCGUGGUUUGUGAAAGCUAUGGAGUAUCCUGGCAAGAUUGUCGUCACCAAACCAUAUUUGGAUGCCGGUGGGGCUGGUUAUAUAGUAAGUGUUUCGUACACAAUUUUCGAGGGAAUAGCUGACGCACUGCAUAACACCGAGAACGAUAAACCGAUUGUAGUUGUUGCCAUGGACUUCAGUCAAGGAUUUUUCUACAAACUGCUGACGGAGUCGUCCAAUAUUUGCAGUGCGGAAAAUAUCAAAUGCUUUCUGAUGGAUGACCGUGGCUAUCUGAUUGCGCAUCCCAAACUGAUCGAGCCGGUUAUCAACAACAAUAGACGAACGCUGGAACACAUCACACACAAGGAAUCACAAGUCGCCAACGAUAUACUAAACCACAAGCAGCUGGUAACGAAGAAAAUGUGCUACAACUAUGUCAACCGAACCAUCCAACGAUUGUAUCAGUUUAACAUGUCACUGGCGGACAUAAUAACCAAUUUGAUGUACGGCGAGCGAACCAAGUAUCAGAUAAUGCUUAUUCCUGGAACCAACGUGUUUAUCGGGGUGGUAAAUUCUACCAACGAUGGCGGGGCGUUCUGUCCGUGCAGUACGGUCGGAAAUUCUUGUCUCAACUGCAAUAGAAUGGAACAAACUGAAUGCGAAUGUCCUUGCGAGUGUCCCCUGGACUAUUAUGAUGAACCGAGAGACCCAUCUUGCCACAGAGACCUACCAAGUGCAGAUAAUCGCAAACCCCCUCCGGAGUCCAUCCCGCUGUGCUCGCCAUUACCGGAGGAACUUAUAUCGAUGAAUGCACUGAACUACGAAAGUGAUUUAGAGCUUAAAAGUUGUAGCAGUAUCAACUGUGAGGAUUACACAACUCAGAAUGAAUGUUUAGGACUCGUUGGUUGCGAAUGGUGCCAAGUGGACAUCGAUGGCGAAAAUACACUUACAACACCGUUCUGCACGUCACAACUGACUUGCUUCAACGGUGUCUUCGGCUCGGCUACGCCAUACGGGGAUGUCAUGAGCAACAACAUAAUGGAAUCGGUUUUGCCACCGGCCUACAACGCAAUCGGACCAGUAGCUGGUGCGAUUCUGGCCCUCUGCCUUGUCGUCGGUUUCGCUAUGUACUGCUACCGCCAGAAUAGCGAUCAAAGCGGUGCAUCAGACCAACUUUAUGAUGAUCUGGUGGCCGAUCCCUGCAACGGCUUGCCAUUAUCUCGGUUUGAUAUCGAAGAUCACAGUCCACCGGAUGACUGUGACAUAAGUCGAACGAGCGCCAAGCAAAAUCUACUGCUUAAUGGGCAAAAUAAUGCCAACUACGUGAUCUUUCCGAAUGUUACCUCUCCGUAUCAAAUGUCUUCCAAUUACCGACGACCAAAUGCUGGUUCUUCUGAUCAUGGGUAUUCGACCAUGACGCAUCACGAAGAAUCCGAGCACCUGUGUUUGUCGAACGCUGAGCCCGUGGCUCCAAAUUCGGCCGGUAAGCGGCUCUCGAUGUCCGACUCGGCCUCGAUCAACACGUCUGUUUCAAGUCCGUACAGCAACCACCAGAACUUCGUGCCGUUGGCAUCCAAAGCUCAACCACACCAACAAGUGCUAGCGGAUGGAACAGAACAGCAGCAACCGCAAAGAUUCAUUGACCCUACGCAAACGAUUCUGCCCUCGCCAACGUCCAUCUCUCGGUCCGGCAUCUACGGAGCCGGACACCACAUUCUCGUCCCAGUGACCGUCCAUCGAAACAUGGACGUUUCCUAACGAACAGUGCUAGGUUACUUGUAAAUUAGGUGUUUACUGUAGAAACAAAUGUGACCAGUUGUAGUUGUGCUCUGUGUGACACGUUUUAACAAAAAGAUCGCGAUAAGUUUGUAUUAUCCAAUAUUUCCUAGAGAUAGGUUUGUGGAGAGCUUGUCAAGGUCCGUUGUUUCCAUAAUUAUUGUACCUUAAACAUAAUGAACCCGCUUGGCAGGGAUUCGCCCAGAGAGAUUUCUGACAACGAACUCUUGCUCGUUGUUUUUUAUAGUGAAAGUAUGACUGAAAAGUUAGAUAGCUAUUCAUUUCUAAAAAUUGGUGGGAUAUUUGUUUUUGCUAGUAGGAAACGUAAUACAUGCAAUACUACCAAUCAGCUCACCUCCUCCUAACCUACUUCCUAUCACUGUUGACUGAUUGUUGAAAUCAUUUAUAGGCAUUUAAAUACUUAGGACAAACAUAUUUGUAACUGUAACUAUCGGCUAUUGCCAUUCCUGAAGUAUAACAGAUAGGAACAUAACCCUUCGAAACAGGAUUUCAUGCGAAUUCCAGGACAAAUAGAAUUGGGUUAACCAAAACAAAUAAAGUGUAACAAGGAUGUUGUCUGGA
Molecule: messenger RNA, 5489 nt
Organism: Topomyia yanbarensis
Lineage: Eukaryota; Metazoa; Arthropoda; Insecta; Diptera; Culicidae
Product: VWFA and cache domain-containing protein CG16868
Exons: 4
Coding region: 516-4889 (1457 amino acids)
Cellular component (GO): voltage-gated calcium channel complex
Molecular function (GO): voltage-gated calcium channel activity
Source: RefSeq, a predicted model, not a curated record